AUGGCUUUGGUUGCCCCUCUUCCUUCUCACUCGUCUCUAGAUUAUACUAUACUAAAAUCUUUCGUUGAUUUAGACCCAUCUCGGUUUAUUUUAGGUCCUUCUCUUACAGACGAGCCAUUCCCUGCUGACUUCCAUUUUACUAGUGAUGGACUUCCCCUGAGAAAAGCCACUUAUCUUCAGUAUUGGUACUCAUCAGCUUCGACAGGAAAGAGUCUUCGAACCUGGCCAAGCAUCUCAGAGCCAUAUUUGGCCUGGUUAGAUAGGGUAGAAGCCGCCUUUGGUGAUUUUUGGUGGGAAGUAGGUAUUUAUGAAGCGAUUGAAUUGUCUAGGCACCCUCUUAUAGCCGAUAACCUUCUUCUAGCCGCCGCUCUCUGUUUUUGGUCCCCUGCUUCUAAUAUUUUUCUUUUCAGAAGAGGGCCUCUCACUCCCACACUUUUUGAUGUUGCUGUCAUUAUCGGCUUACGCCCUCAUGGAGUUGCUGUCUCCACUUUUUAUAAUCCUGACGGCGUAUCUAAUUUUGAGGCUUAUCUAGACCCAAUGACUUGGCCUAUUCCAAGUUUAUCUACAAGUUUGCAGAAGAUCAAUUGUGAUUUUGUUCCAAUCGCCGUUGGACUGUCUAACGGCGAUAGAUUAGCUCUAGGGCCUUAUUUUCUUGCCUUUGUUUAUAGAGAAAUUUUUGAUUUCAUCAAACUGCUGCCUUCUGGAGAUGCUGCCCAAUUUGAUUCUUAUGGGCUAGCUCUCGGCUGUCCACAGCCGAUGACUUCGGGUCAACCUUCUGAUUUUCUUACUUAUUUCAAAACUUUUUAUGAGCCGAAUCCUGACUCAGCUAUUUCCUGGGCUCCUUUUGUUGAUCGUCUUACUGGCCUCUCGUGGUUCCUUGCUCGGUUUGAGGCUAUUCAAGGCAAACUAGCUUCUUCUCACACGAGUGAGUACUCAGAAGUAUGGUAUUCUUAUUUGGCUUCCAGGGAUCUUCAUAUGGGGCUCAAAUUGCGUUCAAAGUUAUUACCCAAUACUGACGUUUAUUCCCCUCAAUAUGUGGCCCGCCAAUUUGGAUUUGUUCAGUCGAUUCCAGCUCCGUCUAAAUUCUUUACGGCCAAUACGGCCGAUUAUCGACCUCCUACCAAAGGUAUAGCCGAAGCUGACAAUAUCUCAACUAUGGGGAAUCGUCUUCGACGGUUCUUCAAGUUAGUAAGCUUCAGGCCAAAUUACACAGGUGUAGCUCUCGAAGGCUAUGCCACAAUUUGGGAUCAGUUUACUGAUCGUAUUUUUGAUCUCGCUCUGCUUCGGGCGGCUUGA
This is a messenger RNA of Ananas comosus (pineapple), 1296 nucleotides long. RefSeq lists its product as uncharacterized. NCBI's taxonomy places the organism in Eukaryota, Viridiplantae, Streptophyta, Magnoliopsida, Poales, Bromeliaceae. Bases 1 to 1296 code for a protein of 431 amino acids. The record is from RefSeq and is a predicted model, not a curated record. The transcript has 3 exons.